Messenger RNA from Austrofundulus limnaeus, 1034 nucleotides. Its product is annotated as endothelin-2. Gene Ontology annotation, biological process: vein smooth muscle contraction; regulation of systemic arterial blood pressure by endothelin; regulation of vasoconstriction. Bases 37 to 516 code for a protein of 159 amino acids. The record is from RefSeq and is a predicted model, not a curated record. NCBI's taxonomy places the organism in Eukaryota, Metazoa, Chordata, Actinopteri, Cyprinodontiformes, Rivulidae. Gene Ontology annotation, cellular component: extracellular region. Gene Ontology annotation, molecular function: hormone activity; endothelin B receptor binding. The transcript has 4 exons.
AAGAGUCUUUAAAAAAGAUAAAAAAAAAGACCACCCAUGCCUCCUCCAUCAAAGACUAGAAGUGACUGCAGAGUUCCCUCUAACAGAGUCCCUCUCUCUCUCCUGGACUCUGCAGGAUGGGCUCUUCCAGUUGUGAAACAGCUGGAGUCGGGAGUCCCAGCUCACCCGGUGAGGACCCGGCGCUGCGCCUGCAGCAACCAGCUGGACUCUGAGUGCCACUACUUCUGUCACCUGGACAUCAUCUGGAUCAACACCCCCAGUAAAACGACACUUUAUGGUCUGGGUGGCUCGUUGCUGCGACGCAAACGCUCCACUGGACGCUGCACCUGUGCCAAAGCUGACGACCAGACCUGCAGGGGUUUCUGCAGCCUCCGCCCUGAAAUCCCAUCUGUGAAGAGUCCUGGAUCUGACGUCCUCAGCAUCCUGAGAGCUGYGGCCAAGAAGUCCCAGAAAGCCCUCGAAGCUCAGAGGUCGGACGGGGACCAGUCUCCCCAGGCUCAGAGGAAAAUCGCCUGAUGAGCCACGGAGCUGCUGAAGCAGUAAGAAGGAAAGAGAAACAGAAGGRGAGCAGCACGCGAGCACCUGAACAAAUGACACUCCUUUCCACGAGGAGGAGGGAAAACAAAAGGGCURCGAAGAGAUGCGUCCGAUCCAGGAAGGCCGCGAUGCCACAAGUAGCUCCAGGUUUUUUACCUGCAAAUACAAAGGUGGAGAAUGUGAUGAAAGCCUGCAGGCACAUGAUGGAAACAGGAGUGGUGGAUCACAGCUGACAGGAAAUACUACCAGGUUAUWUUUAACUCCGGCUGUGUGGAGUUCAGGAGCUGAAAGGACAACCUGGACAGCUCCGGUGGAAAGAGAAGCCUACUGUAAACACAAAUACUACGUUUUCUGACAUACAUCUAUUGUUUAAUCAAAAUGUUCUAUGUAUUUUAGAGAUAAUAUAUUACUUUUCACUUUGAAGUGGUUGAAAUGGUUUGAUUUUGUUUUGUUUCUGUUUGAAACGGUAUGCAAAAAGAAAUAAAAGUUACUAUUUA